Cynocephalus volans (Philippine flying lemur) is the source of this 1602-nucleotide messenger RNA. It is a transcript of the gene RBM46, whose product is annotated as RNA binding motif protein 46. Lineage: Eukaryota; Metazoa; Chordata; Mammalia; Dermoptera; Cynocephalidae. Gene Ontology annotation, molecular function: mRNA binding. The transcript is spliced from 4 exons. Gene Ontology annotation, cellular component: nucleus. The record is from RefSeq and is a predicted model, not a curated record. The coding region runs from base 1 to 1602 and encodes 533 amino acids.
AUGAAUGAAGGAAAUAUAAAUGGAACAAAUGGAUGCAGUAAAGUUCGAACUGGUACUCAGAAUGAAGCAGCAUUACUUGCUUUGAUGGAAAAGACUGGUUACAACAUGGUUCAAGAAAAUGGGCAAAGGAAAUUUGGUGGUCCUCCUCCAGGUUGGGAAGGUCCACCUCCACCUAGGGGCUGUGAAGUUUUUGUAGGAAAAAUACCUCGUGAUAUGUAUGAAGAUGAGUUAGUUCCUGUAUUUGAAAGAGCUGGGAAGAUUUAUGAAUUUAGACUUAUGAUGGAAUUUAGUGGUGAAAAUCGAGGUUAUGCUUUUGUGAUGUACACUACAAAAGAAGAUGCUCAGUUAGCCAUCAGGAUUCUUAAUAAUUAUGAGAUUCGACCAGGGAAGUUUAUUGGUGUGUGUGUAAGCUUGGAUAAUUGUAGAUUAUUUAUUGGAGCCAUUCCCAAGGAAAAAAAGAAAGAAGAAAUUUUAGAUGAAAUGAAGAAAGUUACAGAAGGAGUUGUAGAUGUCAUCGUUUAUCCAAGUGCAACUGAUAAGACCAAAAAUCGUGGUUUUGCGUUUGUUGAAUAUGAAUCUCACAGAGCUGCUGCUAUGGCUAGAAGAAAAUUAAUUCCAGGAACUUUCCAACUAUGGGGCCAUACCAUUCAGGUAGAUUGGGCUGAUCCAGAGAAAGAGGUUGAUGAGGAAACCAUGCAGAGAGUUAAAGUUCUCUAUGUAAGAAAUUUAAUGAUCUCAACUACAGAGGAAACGAUUAAAGCAGAAUUCAACAAGUUUAAGUCUGGUGCAGUUGAACGAGUAAAGAAACUUAGAGAUUAUGCUUUUGUUCACUUUUUCAACCGAGAAGAUGCAGUGGCUGCUAUGUCUGUUAUGAAUGGAAAAUGCAUUGAUGGAGCAAGUAUUGAGGUAACACUGGCAAAACCAGUAAAUAAAGAAAACUCUUGGAGACAGCAUCUUAAUGGUCAGAUUAUCCCCAAUUCUGAAAACCUGAUUGUUUUUGCUAACAAAGAAGAGAGCCACCCAAAAACUUUAGGCAAGCCACCAACUCUUCCUGCUCGUCUCAAUGGUCAGCAUAGCCCAAGCCCCACUGAAAUUGAAAGAUGCACUUACCCUUUCUUUCCUGGGACAAAGCUUAGUCCAAUUAGUAUGUAUUCCUUAAAAUCUAGUCAUUUUAAUUCUGCAGUAAUGCAUUUGGAUUAUUACUGCAACAAAAAUAAUUGGGCACCGCCAGAAUAUUACUUAUAUUCAACAACAAGUCAAGAUGGGAAAGUACUCUUGGUAUAUAAAAUAGUCAUUCCAGCUAUUGCAAAUGGAUCUCAGAGUUACUUCAUGCCAGACAAACUCUGUACUACGUUAGAAGAUGCAAAGGAACUGGCAGCCCAGUUUACAUUACUUCAUUUGGACUACAAUAUCCAUCGCAGCUCAAUAAAUAGUCUUUCCCCUGUUAGUGCUACCCUCUCUUCUGGGACUCCCAGCGUGCUUCCUUAUACUUCAAGGCCUUAUUCUUAUCCAAGCUAUCCCUUGUCAUCAACUAUAUCACUUGCUAAUGGCAGCCAUGUUGGACAGCGGCUAUAUAUCUCCAAUCAGUCCUCAUUCUUCUGA